ACCGCUAGCACCCUAGUCAAAACUUGGCGAUCACGUUUCUUGCAGAAGGGUUUAACUAGGGUUUAAAACCCAUUAUAUACUUUUAUUCUCCUUCUUCUUUCCUAGAAACCCCAAUGUUUUCAUCAACACAACAAAGAAAAGUAAAAUAAGCCAACCAAGCUUUAACACCAACAACAACAUGCAGCAGAUGGGUUUAGAACCCUGUCAACUUCUUCUUCGACCGGGUACUACGAUAUGGGAAGGGGUUUGAAUUUGUGGCUGGUCUUGAAUUUCUGAUGGGAAGAUGGCUGGCGUGGAGAUUGAUUGUGGGGCUGUGAAAUAAAAGCCAUGAUGGUCAUCUUCAAGGACGAGUCGAAGUUGGGAUUUGGAUUGGGGAGAGAGAAAAGGCUCAUCUUCCAUCUGAGAAAAAAGAAAAGAAAAAUGCCUUCAACUUCGCAAAGGAGACGAGCUUUGAGAUUGUGGUUGCUGUCGCGGGGUUGUUGGUUUCAACUGUUGGGUUGUUUUGUUUCUUGUUAAUUGUCAUACGCUGACAUAAGAGCUUCGUCCAAUCUUGCGUCAGUGGGACCAAUGUUUGCCAAUUGGCACAGCUUCUUCUUUCUCUUUGCAACUAACCAUCGCUUGGUCGCAACAAUUGGUUUAGAAAAAUUAAAAUUCCUAUACUCACUCUUUCUUAAUUGCAAAACUGAUUGGUCCCCUAAAAUUUAAUACUACUAUAGUUUAGACAAAUUAUACAAACUAUACUAUUUUUAUCUCUAGGCUUAAUUAAAAAGUGAUGUGUAAAAAAAAAAUGUCCUUAAUGCUACACUAACUUUUUAAAAAAGGUUAUAAAUUAGUAUCAGAAAUAGUGGUGCUAAUAACUUUAUUAUCAAAUUGAAAAUAGUGACAGUGGGCUUCAAAUGUACGUGUAAGUUUCCCUAUUAUUCUAAAAAUUAAUUAAUGUAGAUCAUACUUUAAAUAUUCAAAAAACCACCUGACAUCUAGAAUAAUAUAUUAUAUACACUCAACCUAUAUCGGGCAAACUUAUCUUGUUUCAUUGCCAAAUUGAACUUCAAAGCCAAGAAGUAGUUUGGUCUAGUAUUUAAAAUACAGAUAUCCAAUAUCUAAUUUUAUAUAUAAAAAGAUGUCCUGUUACAAAUGUUGUUGCAGGGCAAUGAUCAUCGGGCCUUUCCUUUCUUAGCCAUAUUCUUCUCAAUGGCUCUCUCUGUUAUCAGAUCAAAGCGACGCCUGGUAACUCCAUCUCAGCAAACACCAUCUGGCAAGCUAGACUUAUCAUUCAUUGAUAAAGUACCGGUUCUCAGAUGCUAUACUCGCACAUUGCACGUCUAUAGAUAUGGCCCUGAAGCAUCAAGAGUCGUUAGAGAAGCCUUGUCAAAGGCCUUGGUACCCUACUACCCCCUUGCUGGACGGCUAAAAGAUUCAGGCGAAAAUCAGCUUCAGGUUGAAUGUUCCGGAGAAGGCGUGUGGUUCGUUGAGGCAUCAGCUGAUUGUAACCUUGAUUCCUUCAAUUACUUCGAUAAUGCUAAUUUGUCCAUUCCUUAUGAUGAACUUCUUCCUGAUCAAGUUCCGAAAAGUGAAGGCAUGGAACCUCUUGUACAAAUGCAGGUGACACAAUUUGCAUGCGGUGGUUUUGUGAUAGGCCUUAUAUUUAGCCACACUAUAUGUGAUGGCCUAGGAUCUGCACAAUUCCUAAACGCUCUAGGGGAGUUGGCAAGGGGUCUGGAACAUCUAAGCACUGAACCAGUUUGGCAUAGGGACUUUUUUCCAACUCCAACACAUGAAGCAAAUGUCAACGUAUUGCCAAACUUGCCACCCCCAACGCCUGACUACCUGCUAGAGCAUGUUAGUAUUGACAUUUCCAUGGAUGAAAUCAACGAGCUAAAGCAAGGAUUCCAUGAGUCGACAGGGCAAGCUUGUUCUGCUUUCGAAAUUGUAGCUGCCAAUUUAUGGAGCCUUCGAACAAAAUCAAUAAACUUCAAGCCAGAUACUGAAGUCCGGCUUCUUUUCUUUGCAAAUUGCCGUCAGCUUUUGGACCCUCCUUUGCCUAAAGGCUUCUAUGGAAACUGUUUCUUCCCAAUAACAAUUGCAGCUCCAUGCGAGUUGCUUACACAAGCAUCAACAAUUGAGGUGAUUAAACUGAUACAAGAAGCAAAGAAUAAGCUACCUGUUGAUUUUGCCAAAUUCAAGGAUGGCGAUUACUUAAGAAAUGGUAAAGACCCAUUUGCACCACCUCUAGGCUACACCACUUUGUUUAUUUCAGAAUGGGGUCGGUUGGGGUUCAACCAGGUUGACUUUGGAUGGGGCCCUCCGGUCCACUUGGUUCCAAUACCUGGCUCCGCCAUCAUCCCAGUUGGUAUCAUGGGGUCGCUGCCAUUGCCCAAGAAAGGUAUCCGUUUGAUGACAUGGUGUGUUGAAAAGGACCAUCGCCAGCCGUUCCUUGAUCUGAUGACAAAGCUUGUCUAACAAUUAAAGAAUGCUUGAAGUCUUAAACUCCUAUUGCUUUCUUCAGGUACAAAGUGUAAAAAUAAAACAGGUGUUAUUUUUUUGUUUCCUUUAUGCUUUUCCCAUUUUCCCAUUUUGUUCGGGUUUGCUGCGAAAUCGGUGACUUCAUCGACACAAAAUAAAGCAGAAUUUAUGCUGUUUCAAUGUGAAGUAUUGAAUUAUAUUCAACUAUUCUUGUUUUUAUCUAUGCACACUACAAUGAGUCCAGUAAAGAUUUAAUGGAAGAGAAACGAAAAAUGAUUCCAACUCCUCUGUUCGAGUUGAGAUUUGAAUAAAGUAAAACCACAGCCCAGUAUAAGGACAGACUUUUGGUAGAAUGUAUGGAUAAAACUAUUUGGGACUUGGGAGUCGAAAUUUGAUGAAAUGCCAAGCUAACGACAUAGAAGCCCAAAUCAUAGAAGCCCUCGAUUAUUUAUUAGAACUC
Messenger RNA from Durio zibethinus, 2923 nucleotides. Its product is annotated as acyl transferase 4-like. NCBI's taxonomy places the organism in Eukaryota, Viridiplantae, Streptophyta, Magnoliopsida, Malvales, Malvaceae. The record is from RefSeq and is a predicted model, not a curated record.